GUAUUUGUAUUGGUGUUAGUGAAGCGCGCGUGUAAAACAGAAUGCGAACUCUCAUCGCAGCGCGUUUCUCCGUGCCUCCUCAAGCUCCCUCAUACCCCACGGCCUGAAUCACUCAAAAUUUGGAGUCUCAUUGUUUGCGUGGUAGUUAAAAAAAACGACAGUUGGUAUAAAAAAAUGCUCUAGUGCAAAAAAACAUUGUCCUACCCUCCAUCUUUUUGCACUUUUGCUUUUGUAUGUUGCAUAUGUGCUUUAUCUCUUUCACACAAGUAGGCACACAUAGGCCCCACCGUGACGUCAUAUUCACCAAAUCAAGCAUGACCUGUCUAUAUGUGCCGACUGUUAAUUCUGCAUUGUUCUGUUCUACCGCAUUUGAAUUCUGUGAAUAGAGGAAAUUUUGUUAAGGUAUUUUUUAUCAAGAGGCAUUCUUACGAAAACUCCACUCCGUACCGGCUUUAUGACUGUCCAGAAGCUUAUACGCUCAGGAAAAUGCAAAAUAUAUAUCAUGAUCAUCGAUAUGCAACAUUCGCAUCACAGCCGAUUCUCGAAAUGAUGGAAAUUAGCACCUCCAAUCCAUCGGAUUUAUCUGCUCCACCGUCUGUUCCAUCGGUCGUCCCCGCUGUUAUUCUUGAUUCGACAUUCUUGGCUGUCUCAUCGUCACCACCACCUAUAUUCGUUUCGUCAGAUAUGUUGACCAUCCCAUCGUCACCGCCACCCAUCACUGAUGUUUCCGGUACAGAUCUUUUCGGUGGAUCUAUGCCCAGUUCGUCAGCCAUGCCGGGACAGCGAUCCUCUUCCGGACCGUCAUCCUCGCCCAGUCUGACGUCUUUACCUGGUUCAUCUUCAUCAUCCGGCGCGCAUAAUAAUUCACUUGAUAAAAAAGUGGACAUUCUUAUUAAACUAUCGAAGCAGACUGCGGCUGAGGUCAAAAUUAUGUUUAAUGCAAUGAAUCCGAGAGCUGGGACAACCUCACGCAAUACAGCCAUCACUGCCAUUGAAACAGAAGAAGAGUUAGAAGCCUUUAAUGCUAACUUAGAGGUUAAUACGUAUAUGGCUGUGAUGCUAUGCUCGCUUUUGUAUACAAUUGAUCAUAUAAAAUAUGUUAAAGAAAGACUUGACAAAAUAAUAGAUCUAUUGUUUACUAGGAAAUUUCUUUCAAAAUGUAGUUAGUCAGGGACUGGUCGUCCCAAUCAAAAAGUCGCAUUUGCUGCGUUUGAAAAUGUAUUCGUUUUAAUCAAAUUUGCUGGAGGAAACAAAUUUCUUCAAUUGAAUGACGACUACGUAAAGAAGAUUUUAGUGAGUUAAAUGGAUCAUGGGAAGGGAAGAAAUGAAACAAAAACGUUGCGGGAAAUAG
Molecule: messenger RNA, 1351 nt
Organism: Anopheles arabiensis
Lineage: Eukaryota; Metazoa; Arthropoda; Insecta; Diptera; Culicidae
Exons: 2
Coding region: 328-1167 (279 amino acids)
Source: RefSeq, a predicted model, not a curated record